UUGAAACGUCAUCGAUUUGCUUUUUUUUUGUAAAAAAUUGAUUUAAAUUGGUCAGCGGAAACAUCGUCGAACUCAGAAACGAACCGAACCGCCACUAUGGAGGUUCUCUGCAAACUUGCAGUGCUUUUCGCACUAUUAUUUACCUUGACGGCCGCUGAGCCAGUCUAUUCGAAUGCCAUCAACAAGGAAUUGAGCUUGGGAAACUUGCUUUACGAUGCCAUCACCGGAGAAUUGACACUUCCUGAGGCCAAUGCUUUGGAGAAUCUGGAAAAGUGUGUCGCCAAAUAUUCAUGGAAAAAUGUGGAUAUCAUGAUCAAUGCGGGUAUCAAAAUGCGUGAUUGCGGCAAUUUGAAUAUAAAUGACCUGCAAAACUACGUGCAGCAAAGGAGCUCAUCGGGAGUCAAGGACUCCUUCAAACAACAGUCGAUCGCCUGUAACUCCCGCAACUGUUAUGCCGAUCUGGUCAUGAAUCUGUUUUCCAAUAUACGUCCCAUGCAUAAGAAUUACUGGCAGAUUCAGCGUUGUGUUAACCAUGAACUUGAGAAAACUAUGCACAACUUAAGGAGAUCGUUUGACAGUUUGGAGAACUGCGUUUCCCAAAUUCCAAAUGGACAAAACACCACAGAAGGUCCUGGAUGGAACAACACAACUCCAAGCUGGACUGGCCCUACUCCUCUCUGGAAUUGGACAACACCUAACCCACCAAACUGGAAUUUCACUGAUCCGACAUGGAGCACACCAAGCUGGAACUGGACAACACCAAACUGGAAUGCCAGCACCCCAAGCUGGAAUGAGACUACUCCUAACUGGAACUUCACCACCCCAAGCUGGAAUGACUCUACCCCCAACUGGAAUGUUUCCACUCCCACUUGGAGCACCCCUAGCUGGAAUGAGACUACCCCCAACUGGAAUUUCACCACUCCUAGCUGGAAUGCAUCUACUCCUACGUGGAGCACUCCUAGCUGGAAUGAGACUACCCCCAACUGGAAUUUUACCACCCCAAGCUGGAAUGACUCUACCCCCAACUGGAAUGUUUCCACUCCCACUUGGAGCACCCCUAGCUGGAAUGAGUCUACCCCCAACUGGAACUUCACCACCCCAAGCUGGAAUGAGACUACCCCCAACUGGAAUGUUUCCACUCCGACUUGGAGCACCCCUAGCUGGAAUGAGACUACCCCCAACUGGAACUUCACCACCCCAAGCUGGAAUGACUCUACCCCCAACUGGAAUGUUUCCACUCCCACUUGGAGCACCCCUAGCUGGAAUGAGACUACCCCCAACUGGAAUUUCACCACUCCUAGCUGGAAUGCAUCUACUCCGACUUGGAGUACUCCUAGCUGGAAUGAGACUACCCCCAACUGGAACUUCACCACCCCAAGCUGGAAUAACUCUACCCCCAACUGGAAUGUUUCCACUCCGACUUGGAGCACCCCUAGCUGGAAUGAGACUACCCCCAACUGGAACUUCACCACCCCAAGCUGGAAUGACUCUACCCCCAACUGGAAUGUUUCCACUCCCACUUGGAGCACCCCUAGCUGGAAUGAGACCACCCCUAACUGGAACUUUACCACCCCGAGCUGGAAUGAAACUACCCCUAGCUGGAACUUCACCACCCCAAGCUGGAAUGAAACUACCCCCAACUCGAACUUCACCACUCCAAGCUGGAAUGAGACCACCCCUAACUGGAACUUCACCACCCCAAGCUGGAAUGAGACUACCCCUAACUGGAAUGCAACCACUCCCACUUGGAGCACUCCUAGCUGGAAUGUGACUACCCCAAGCUGGAAUGAGACUACCACCAAUUCGAACGUCACUAUCCCAAGCGGGAAUGAGACUACAGAGACCCCGCGGACCACCGAAGGUCCAACAACGACAACUACGCAAAGUUGGUGGGAAAAAAUCUUUCAUGACAUAGGACUCUAAGUAUUUUCCUUAGACCUGUGAAGGGGCAAUUUUAAAUUAACCAAUCAGUUAACUUAGUAAUAAAUAGAACAGCAUUGAAAUGUA
Messenger RNA from Drosophila innubila, 2007 nucleotides. RefSeq names its product DNA-directed RNA polymerase II subunit RPB1. Bases 97 to 1923 code for a protein of 608 amino acids. Lineage: Eukaryota; Metazoa; Arthropoda; Insecta; Diptera; Drosophilidae. The transcript is spliced from 3 exons. The record is from RefSeq and is a predicted model, not a curated record.